GCCAUGUUUGUGCGGGGCGGUGCUUCCGCCAGCGCUGCAGUGGGGCACUCCGCAGGGGCUCGGCCCGCCAUGGAGCAGUGGGCGCGCUCCCAGCUUGGGCUGUGGUUGCUGUUGCUACUCCUGUCCCCAGUGCCGGGCCGCCAGAAGGAGUCAGGUUCAAAAUGGAAAGUAUUUAUUGACCAAAUUAACAGGUCUUUGGAGAAUUAUGAACCAUGUUCAAGUCAAAACUGCAGCUGCUAUUAUGGGGUCAUAGAAGAGGAUCUGACUCCUUUCCGAGGAGGUAUCUCAAGGAAGAUGAUGGCGGAGGUAGUCAGACGGAAGCUAGGAACUCACUACCAGAUCAUUAAGAACAGAUUAUACCGAGAAAAUGACUGCAUGUUUCCCUCAAGGUGUAGUGGUGUUGAACACUUUAUUUUGGAAGUUAUUGGACGCCUCCCUGACAUGGAGAUGGUGAUCAAUGUACGAGAUUAUCCUCAGGUUCCUAAGUGGAUGGAGCCUGCUAUUCCAGUCUUCUCCUUCAGUAAGACAUCAGAGUACCAUGAUAUCAUGUAUCCUGCUUGGACAUUUUGGGAAGGGGGACCUGCUGUUUGGCCAAUUUAUCCUACGGGUCUUGGACGGUGGGACCUCUUCAGAGAAGAUCUAUUAAGGUCAGCAGCACAGUGGCCAUGGAAAAAGAAAAAUUCCACAGCGUAUUUCCGAGGAUCAAGGACAAGUCCAGAACGAGAUCCUCUCAUUCUUCUAUCUCGGAAAAACCCAAAACUUGUUGAUGCAGAAUACACCAAAAACCAGGCCUGGAAAUCUAUGAAAGAUACCUUGGGAAAGCCAGCUGCUAAGGAUGUCCAUCUUGUGGAUCACUGCAAAUAUAAGUAUCUGUUUAAUUUUCGAGGUGUAGCUGCAAGUUUCCGGUUCAAACACCUCUUCCUGUGUGGUUCACUUGUUUUCCAUGUCGGUGACGAGUGGCUGGAAUUCUUCUAUCCACAACUGAAGCCGUGGAUUCACUAUAUCCCAGUCAAAACAGAUCUCUCCAACGUCCAGGAGCUGUUGCAAUUUGUAAAAGCAAAUGAUGACAUAGCUCAAGGAAUUGCUGAAAGGGGAAGCCAAUUUAUUAUGAACCACUUGCAGAUGGAUGACAUCACCUGUUACUGGGAGAACCUAUUGACUGAAUACUCUAAAUUUCUGUCCUAUAAUGUAACAAGAAGGAAAGGCUAUGAUCAGAUUGUUCCCAAAAUUUUGAAAACUGAACUCUAAUAGUCAUCAUUGGACCAUAGUCCUCUCUAUGGCAGCAGAUCUCAGAAAUUCUGUGGUGAGAAGCUUACCAUGAGUGUGGCACCUAUACCUUGAAUACUGUUAUCAAGCCAAAUAUCUGGUUUUCCUUAUCAUGCUACACCCAGAGCAACUCUCAAGAAAGAUCCAAACUGUGUAUAAUACAGAUGAAGCAGCUCAACGCUUGGCUGAAUAAGGACCAGAAAUCAUGAGAUGUGGAUAUUGAAUCCGAUUCUACCUUUCGUUUUCUUCGGACCAAUCACAGCUUGUGCCUCAGAUCAUCCACAUAUAUAUGUCCAUCACUGUGAAAUUGACUGUGUCCAUGGGAUGAUGUCUUGUCCCAGUGCUUGGAGCAGAAAAUCAAUUAUUUGGAACUAGUACAACUCACCACCGCAAUUCUGCAUUUACUUUAGGCUUGAUUUUUGUUACUAUAUUUUAAUGUAGGAAUUCCUAUAGGAUUUGUGAAAAAUACUUGGGGGUCAUUUCCUGAAAGGUCUAAGGAAGCAGUAGUUGUGCCAUGCAAUGACGUAGUUCUCUUUUGUAAAAACAUAAACUCUUUGGUACUCAGGAAGUUUCUAUAAUGCCACAUACAAAGGGGCCAGUUGCAUGAGUAAUUAUUGCAAUUGGAUCUCAAGUUCCCUUUUUGUGCCUUCACACCCUUUUUAUGGUCUCUUCAAA
Rhinolophus ferrumequinum (greater horseshoe bat) is the source of this 1941-nucleotide messenger RNA. It is a transcript of the gene POGLUT1, whose product is annotated as protein O-glucosyltransferase 1. Gene Ontology annotation, cellular component: endomembrane system. Gene Ontology annotation, biological process: protein O-linked glycosylation; positive regulation of Notch signaling pathway. Lineage: Eukaryota; Metazoa; Chordata; Mammalia; Chiroptera; Rhinolophidae. The record is from RefSeq and is a predicted model, not a curated record. The transcript has 11 exons. Gene Ontology annotation, molecular function: UDP-xylosyltransferase activity; UDP-glucosyltransferase activity. The coding region runs from base 4 to 1248 and encodes 414 amino acids.